GCGGCGGACUCGUUGGUGGGGUUAGCCCCGCCUCCUCUGGCGGAAAGAUGGCGGCCGCCAGCGCCGUCGAGUGAGCUGUGGAGGUUCGCCCCGUCGGGAGCGAUUCGUAGCUGGAAGCAUCGAGUUUUAUUACCACUGCCUCCAAAUGUCCCAUUACUUGACAACAUGAUUGGCCCCUCUGUGGCUCUCGCAGAGCCUAGUAUUCCUGGGACAUUUUCUGUUUGAAGAAAUUAGGAUGGAACAUGACAACCCAACCAUCAAACCUCGUCGGAUCCAGAACCAGAAUGUAAUCUAUCGUUUAGAACGCCGAAGGAUCACCUCUGGCAAAAUCGGGACACACUGGCACCAAGUCCGCAUUUUUCAUCAAAACAUUUUCCCCAAUUUCACCGUGGUCAACGUUGAGAAGCCGCCCUGCUUUUUACGGAAAUUUUCCCCCGAUGGAAGAUACUUCAUUGCUUUCUCCUCAGAUCAGACUUCCUUGGAGAUUUAUGAAUACCAGGGAUGCCAAGCGGCAGAGGAUCUACUCCAGGGUUAUGACGGAGAGAUCUUGGCUAACGGCAACGACCAGAGGUCCAUCAAUAUCCGUGGGCGUCUCUUUGAACGUUUCUUCGUCCUUCUUCAUAUUACCAACGUGGCCUCCAAUGGUGAGCACUUGAACCGUGAAUGUAGCUUGUUUACAGACGAUUGUCGAUAUGUCAUUGUUGGUUCUGCUGCCUAUCUGCCUGAGGAGCCCCAUCCUCCCUUUUUUGAGGUUUACCGCAACAGUGAGUCAGUGACGCCUAAUCCCAGGUCUCCUUUGGAAGAUUAUUCUUUGCACAUUAUAGACCUGCACACGGGCAGAUUGUGUGACACCAGGACAUUCAAAUGUGACAAGGUCAUCUUAUCCCACAACCAAGGACUCUACCUAUAUAAGAAUAUCUUGGCUAUUCUCUCCGUGCAGCAGCAAACUAUCCAUGUCUUUCAGGUCACUGCUGAAGGCACCUUCAUUGACGUACGAACUAUAGGGCGCUUUUGCUACGAGGAUGACCUGCUCAUGCUCUCUGCCGUCUAUCCAGAGGUCCAGAGGGAUUCACAGACAGGGAUGGCCAACCCAUACAAAGAGCCUUUCAUCAAUUCUCUGAAACACAGACUGUUAGUCUAUUUGUGGCGAAGGGCAGAGCAAGAUGGAAGCGCUAUGGCUAAAAGGAGAUUCUUCCAAUAUUUUGACCAGCUGAGGCAGCUUCGCAUGUGGAAGAUGCAGCUGUUGGAUGAGAAUCACCUCUUUAUUAAGUACACAAGCGAGGAUGUAGUCACUUUACGAGUGACGGAUCCUUCACAGCCUUCCUUCUUCGUGGUGUACAAUAUGGUGACUACCGAGGUGAUUGCCGUCUUUGAAAACACAUCGGACGAGCUGCUGGAACUCUUUGAGAACUUCUGCGACCUCUUCCGCAAUGCCACCCUCCACAGCGAGGCCGUUCAGUUCCCUUGCUCGGCCUCCAGCAACAAUUUUGCCAGGCAGAUCCAGCGCCGUUUCAAGGACACCAUUGUCAAUGCAAAGUACGGGGGACACACAGAGGCUGUGCGUCGGCUCCUGGGUCAACUUCCAAUCAGCGCGCAAUCAUACAGUGGCAGCCCUUACCUUGACCUCUCUCUCUUCAGCUAUGAUGACAAGUGGGUUUCGGUCAUGGAACGUCCCAAAACGUGUGGCGACCACCCAAUCAGAUUUUAUGCCCGAGAUUCUGGUCUGCUGAAGUUUGAAAUCCAAGCAGGACUUCUGGGUCGACCCAUCAAUCAUACCGUCCGGCGCCUGGUGGCAUUUACCUUCCACCCUUUUGAACCCUUUGCUAUCUCUGUGCAGCGGACUAACGCGGAAUACGUUGUAAACUUCCACAUGCGGCACAGCUGCACGUAGCAUUUUGCUCUGCUGGGGACACUGAAUAGAGACAUUGGGGGGGGGGGGCGUUGUUUGUUCACGGAUACCCUGAAGCCAAAGUCAGGCUGAAAGAAACCAAAACACUAAACCUUUUGGGAGCGAUUCUGUUUUAAUCCUGCGGUGUUUGCAUCUCCCAGGAAUGAUGGUGCUGAUGGAUCCAUAACCGUCUCGAAUUUCUUUUUUCUCAGGUGUAAGCCGUUCUUCUGUCAUUCAGCACAAACCAAACAGAUUAUUUUUUUACAGUUCUCUACUCUGAUACUUGACUUACUACUACAUCUACUAGUACUACUGCUGUAUAGUGGGCAGGAGUGGGGUGGGAGCUUCAUCUGAAUAAGCAACAUGAAACACAUUUGUAGCAAGCUGUUUCUUAUUUUCCUCUUUCUCUCUCUCUCUCUCUCUCUCUCUCUCUCCCUCCCUCCCUCCCUCCCUCCCUCCCUCCCUCCCUCCCUCUCUCUCUCUCUCUCUUGCAUGUGCGGGAUAAAGGUCCUCCUAUCACUACCGUAUUCUGAGAAGGUUGGUUGGUUCCUUAGUGGGAGAUAGCAAUAGCCCUUCGAUUUAUAUACUGCUUCACAGUGCUUUACAGCCCUCUCUUUACAGAAUCAGCCUC
Thamnophis elegans (Western terrestrial garter snake) is the source of this 2519-nucleotide messenger RNA. It is a transcript of the gene DET1, whose product is annotated as DET1 partner of COP1 E3 ubiquitin ligase. Bases 236 to 1891 code for a protein of 551 amino acids. Gene Ontology annotation, cellular component: nucleus; cullin-RING ubiquitin ligase complex. Lineage: Eukaryota; Metazoa; Chordata; Lepidosauria; Squamata; Natricidae. The record is from RefSeq and is a predicted model, not a curated record. The transcript is spliced from 5 exons. Gene Ontology annotation, biological process: positive regulation of proteasomal ubiquitin-dependent protein catabolic process; protein ubiquitination. Gene Ontology annotation, molecular function: ubiquitin protein ligase binding; ubiquitin-like ligase-substrate adaptor activity.